Messenger RNA from Neltuma alba, 892 nucleotides. RefSeq names its product NAC domain-containing protein 77-like. Gene Ontology annotation, molecular function: DNA binding. The transcript has 2 exons. NCBI's taxonomy places the organism in Eukaryota, Viridiplantae, Streptophyta, Magnoliopsida, Fabales, Fabaceae. The record is from RefSeq and is a predicted model, not a curated record. Gene Ontology annotation, biological process: regulation of DNA-templated transcription. The coding region runs from base 70 to 654 and encodes 194 amino acids.
CGGACCAAUAGGGCGACGACAUCUGGAUAUUGGAAAGCCACGGGCAAGGAUCGAACGGUGGUGGAUCCGAUGACGAGAGAGGUUGUAGGGAUGAGGAAGACGUUGGUGUUCUACAGGAACAGAGCUCCCAAUGGUAUCAAAACGGGUUGGAUCAUGCAUGAGUUCCGCUUGGAGACCCCACAAAUGCCCCCUAAGGAAGACUGGGUUUUGUGUAGAGUAUUCCACAAAACCAAAUCAGAUGACAACACCAACAACAGCAAUAUCAGUGCCGAACUCAUGUGGGAUUCCAUUUCAUCUCCUUCUCUAACUUUGGCUUCUUCGUCUUCUCCAACCAGCCACAACUUCCCUCUCCUCGCCUACAACCAACUUUCCUCUUCUUCUACUUCCUCCAUCCCCACCUUCAUUAAUAACACCCAACCCAACCAUCAUUCUAAUUCUCUCCUCAACUUUCUUCAAUUUUCUCGGGAAACAAACACCGCCACCACCAGCACCGUUACUCAGGACCAGAUUAGCCCCAGAGGCGGCGGCGGCGGCGAUGAUGGCUAUGGCGGCUUCUUCUGGGACAUGGGCCUCGAAGAUAACAGCGGUUUUCAGAAUGGCGUCGAUGCUAUGCGAUCCUUCGAGGUUGAUAAUAAUAGCAUGGUCUUGUUGUGAAGCGUUGGUGUGUAUAGUGUUUUGUGGAUUAUUAAUUAUUGUUCCUAUAAAAAUUACCAAAAAUUUGUUCAUUGUGAUGUAUUUGUGGUGUCUGGCUUUGAGGAACAAGUCACGUGCUUGAUCGCAAGUUGUAAUAGGGGUUAUGUGGUAUACUGUUCAAGUGCUUAGAAGUAUAUGGUCGAUCAAUUAGUUUUUUUUAAAAUUAUUUUUUGGGGUAUACAUCAAUUAGGCUGUAGUG